UGUCUCGUCACCGUAGUAACGGUUCGUUGACACCGUCUUCUUUGGCGUGAUGAGACUGAAACGGCUACACAUGCGAUACUACCCACCAGGAAUAUUCCUGGACUAUGAGAAACGGGGGCAGCUAAGGACGAAAUCCAUCGAUCUGUUAAACUUGACUCCAGAGACUGAUGUGAAUGAGUUACUGUCAGACAUUAGAGCAGCUGAACCUCUCAUCACCUCAUCGUGCGCUGAGCAGGUGAAAGUCCUGAUCUGCAGACUACAAGAGAAAGUUGGCCAAAAGGAUGACCGCAAGUUCUACCUUUUCAGGGCACUUCAGGCUCACAUCUUGCCCCUGACGAAUAUAGCCUUCAAUAAAUCAGGAUCGAGUUUUAUAACCGGAAGCUAUGACAGGACUUGUAAAAUAUGGGACACCGCAUCCGGAGAGGAGCUGCACACUUUGGAGGGCCACAGGAACGUUGUGUAUGCCAUCGCCUUCAACAACCCGUACGGAGACAAGGUUGCCACAGGCUCCUUUGACAAGACCUGCAAAUUGUGGAGUGCUGAAACAGGAAAGUGUUUCUACACAUUUAGAGGGCACACAGCAGAAAUCGUCUGCUUGGCCUUCAACCCUCAGAGUACCUUGGUUGCUACGGGCAGCAUGGACACCACGGCUAAAUUAUGGGAUGUUGAGAGUGGAAAAGAGGUGUCCACAUUGGCAGGUCACUUCGCCGAGAUCAUCUCUCUCUCCUUUAACACAAUGGGCGAUCAUUUGGUCACGGGGUCGUUUGACCACACUGCCAUUCUGUGGGACGUUUCUUCUGGCAGCAAAGUUCACAUUCUCACAGGUCACCGAGGAGAAAUCAGCUGCGUUCAGUUCAACUGGGACUGUUCCCUCAUCGUCACGGCCUCUCUGGAUAAAACCUGCAAGGUUUCUGUCUCUCUUCACUCUCGUUCUGUCUCAUGA
Molecule: messenger RNA, 943 nt
Organism: Sinocyclocheilus grahami
Lineage: Eukaryota; Metazoa; Chordata; Actinopteri; Cypriniformes; Cyprinidae
Product: dynein assembly factor with WDR repeat domains 1-like
Exons: 9
Coding region: 50-943 (297 amino acids)
Molecular function (GO): protein binding
Source: RefSeq, a predicted model, not a curated record